Hippocampus zosterae (dwarf seahorse) is the source of this 3194-nucleotide messenger RNA. It is a transcript of the gene clip3, whose product is annotated as CAP-GLY domain containing linker protein 3. Gene Ontology annotation, molecular function: microtubule plus-end binding. The transcript has 14 exons. Gene Ontology annotation, biological process: cytoplasmic microtubule organization. Bases 169 to 1983 code for a protein of 604 amino acids. Gene Ontology annotation, cellular component: nucleus; cytoplasm; microtubule plus-end. Lineage: Eukaryota; Metazoa; Chordata; Actinopteri; Syngnathiformes; Syngnathidae. The record is from RefSeq and is a predicted model, not a curated record.
AGGAGGGAGAGAGAGAGAGAGAGAGAGAGAUCCACGAUCAUUGCCAUUCACAACCAUCCUCUUCUUCCUCCUCCUGCUCCUGCUCAACAUCAUCAGUGUUGUCGUGAGAGCGGAUCGUACGACGGCAUUUAGCAGCAAGUGGCUUGUUUUCAGCUUUCCCCCGCAGCCAUGACGAAAGAGGAGAGCCUGGAGAUGCAGGAGAAGGAAAGGCAGGACCGCGAGGAGCAGGAGGACGGCAGGGUCCAAAGAGAGGAGGAUGAGGAGCUGACGGAGGAAGAAGAGGAGGACGAAGAAAGAGCCCGAGAUGAAGACGAGCGCGGCGGGGAGCACGAGGACCGGGGGGAGCAGCCGGCGGCAGACGAGUCCUCGGGCAGAGAAGGCGACGGCGCGGCCGACGAGAGCGAGCCGCCGUCUGUGUCGGCGCUCCAGAGUCCGGUCCGCGAGACCCGACGUCGAGCCAUGGUGCACCCUUCUGCGCAGGCGCCCCUUCCCAAAGACUACGCCUUCACCUUCUUCGACCCCAAUGACCCGGCCUGUCUGGAGAUCCUCACGGACCCCCGGACCACCAUCCCGGAGCUGUUCGCCAUCGUGCGUCAGUGGGUGCCCCAGGUGCAGCACAAGAUCGACGUCAUCGGCAACGAGAUCCUGAAACGCGGUUGCCACGUGAAUGACCGUGACGGCUUGACGGACAUGACGCUUCUCCACUACAGCUGCAAGGCCGGCGCGCACGGCGUCGGCGACCCGGCGGCGGCGCUGCGCCUGACCAGCCAGCUGAUGUCGCUGGGCGCCGACGCCAGUUUGAGGAGCCGUUGGACCAACAUGAACGCCCUGCACUACGCCGCCUACUUUGAUGUUCCCGAACUGGUCCGGGUCCUGCUGAAGGCCGCCAAACCCAGAGUUCUCAACUCCACGUGCAGCGACUUCCACUACGGCACGGCUCUGCACAUCGCCGCCUCCAACCUGUGUUUGGGGGCAGUCAAGUGUCUUCUGGAGCACGGCGCCAACCCCGCCGUCCGGAACGAGAACGGGCAGGUCCCCGGUGAGGUGGUCCCCGACCCCAUGGACAUGAGCCUGGACAAGGCCGAGGCGGCCAUGGUGGCCAAAGAGCUGAAGCGGCUGCUCCUGGACGCCGUUCCGCUGAGCUGCAACCUUCCCAGAGCCACGCUGCCCAACUACGACAACAUUCCGGGCAACCUGAUGCUGUCCUCGCUGGGCAUGAAGCUGGGGGAGCGCGUGGUGCUGGACGACAUGAAGGCCGGGACGCUGAGGUUCUGCGGCACCACAGAGUUCGCCAGCGGGCAAUGGGUGGGCGUGGAGCUGGACGAGCCGGAGGGAAAGAACGACGGCAGCGUGGGCGGCGUUCGCUACUUCAUCUGCCCGCCCAAACUCGGGAUCUUUGCUCCGGUGUCAAAGAUCUCCAAGUCUGCGGAACAGAACCUUUCUUCCGUCACCUCCACGCCUAGGACCCCCCGCACGGACCUGGCCUCGCGCCUCGCCGGGAAGACCAAGAAAGGCAAAAAGGAAAAAGCCCUGAAGAAGAAGUCGUCAGUCGUUAGUCUGGACCCAGAAGGACUGAACGCUGAGGUCGGGGAUCAGGUCUUGGUGGCCGGGCAGAAGCAGGGCAUUGUGCGCUACUUUGGAAAAACAGACUUUGCGCCAGGUUUAUGGUUUGGCGUGGAGCUGGACCGGCCCACCGGCAAACACGACGGCUCCGUGUUCGGGGUGCGCUACUUUAGCUGCCUCCCCAAAUACGGCGUGUUUGCCCCACCCUCCAGGGUCCAGAGGAUCGGCGGACCCAAGGAGGGCUCCCGGAACGAACAGAACUCGGCGGUGAAGAAAGUCCACCAAGUCACCAUGUCCCAGCCCAAGCGUAACUUCAACACGGUUCGUUCCGCCAAAGAUCUGACCUCCGAGAGCUCCAUUUCGAGGUUGCUGUUCUGCUGUUGGUUCCCGUGGAUGCUGCGAGCUGAGGUGCGGUCCUAACUGCGCCCCGCGUCCCUUCUCCUCCUCGUCCUCCAGCAAACCCAACACUGUCGUUGUCCAACCUGACAAAAGCCUUUUGUCCCUCGCUCUCAGCUCACGUUCUUCUCGAGUGUUUCCUCGCACUCUCACGUUCUUCUCGCUUUGCCGUUGGGAAAAAUCUGUAGUGCCUUGUUGAAAUGUUGAGCAGAUGUUCCGCCUUCCCGCUCCAGAAACCCUCGCCGCAGUCGCCCACAAACUCUUCUCUCGCGCUUAGCACCCCGCCUUUCUAGCUCGGCUAACGUUAGCUCCGACCGCCGACCGGCGCGUGUGCUACGAGCGACAAAAGCGCCCACAAAGCAGUUUGCUUUCAGACAACAACUGUCCAAAGUUUUGACCGAAAGCGCUCAGCGAGCCAAAACUUCAAUUUGAAAAGUCCUUCUUCAGCCUUGACGUUGCCGCCUUACUCUUGAGCGAGUUUUUUGUUCCGGAUCUUGCCAAACGGCAGCUUCCCGUUGGUCGACCUCUUUUGUUGCUCUCCAACAAGCGGCAUGGGACGUUUCUGAAGGCCUUGCGAACUUCACUGAUGACCAAGCCCUCGGCAAGUGGACCUUACCCCAAGUAUGUCUUUGAAAGUUCCUUCUUGUGGUCAUUCGGACCGUCCCAACUCGAGACAUCAGCCGCUCUCGCCCCGAUCCCGGAUCCGCUCGUAAUUCGGCGCAUUCGACCACUCGGUGUCGCCGGCGAGUCGCGAGUUUGCGGUUCGUCGUAUCUCCGGUGAGCCACCCAGCGGCGUACGUCAAGCCCUCGCUGGUACGCCACCCCCUUGGCCAACAAGAGCUUCGCUUCAAGUCGACCAUUUAGCCUCACUUGACAGAUUGGUUUAAUAAGUACGGCCGAAGCUGUCCGGAUCACGUGACGGACGUCUUGUCAUUAUUCAUGAGUGUAACCCCAAAGGCCGAAGCUAAAAACAACGGCGUACGUAUUAUUUGAGAAGAUUGCCGAGUGGGCUUCUGGUUCCCAGUUCUUCUUCUUCUUCUUCUUCUUUCUAUCUGAUGCGCGAGUGCGCGUCGGUGCGUUCCUCUGGUUGACUGCAUGCUGUGCACCGUGAUCCCCGUGGACUUGCUCAUCGUCUCACGUCGUCUUUAGCAUGGAAACGCAUCCACGAAUAGGAGCAACUUCUGCCGUUCGCUCAAUAGUAGCCCAAAUAAAACCGUUGAUGUUGGUGUCAUUUU